Messenger RNA from Homo sapiens (human), 4220 nucleotides. It is a transcript of the gene RSPRY1, whose product is annotated as ring finger and SPRY domain containing 1. The transcript has 17 exons. Gene Ontology annotation, molecular function: ubiquitin-protein transferase activity. The coding region runs from base 903 to 2726 and encodes 607 amino acids. Lineage: Eukaryota; Metazoa; Chordata; Mammalia; Primates; Hominidae. Gene Ontology annotation, cellular component: extracellular region. The record is from RefSeq and is a predicted model, not a curated record.
CUCUGCGCGUAAUGGCAGCGCCGUGGCCUCGCGUCCAUCUUUGCCGUUCUCUCGGACCUGUCACAAAGGAGUCGCGCCGCCGCCGCCGCCCCCUCCCUCCGGUGGGCCCGGGAGGUAGAGAAAGUCAGUGCCACAGCCCGACCGCGCUGCUCUGAGCCCUGGGCACGCGGAACGGGAGGGAGUCUGAGGGUUGGGGACGUCUGUGAGGGAGGGGAACAGCCGCUCGAGCCUGGGGCGGGCGGACCGGACUGGGGCCGGGGUAGGCUCUGGAAAGGGCCCGGGAGAGAGGUGGCGUUGGUCAGAACCUGAGAAACAGCCGAGAGGUUUUCCACCGAGGCCCGCGCUUGAGGGAUCUGAAGAGGUUCCUAGAAGAGGGUGUUCCCUCUUUCGGGGGUCCUCACCAGAAGAGGUUCUUGGGGGUCGCCCUUCUGAGGAGGCUGCGGCUAACAGGGCCCAGGUGAGAGGCAGCUAUCUAUCUCCUGGGGUGGCUCCUGGUACCGAUGGGGUCCUGACCUACUCAGGGGUGCCCGGGAUAGAAAGGGUAGAUGAAGGGACGCUUUAGGAGGGUUCUUUUUGUGGAGUUUACGGUCUAGGUGGCACGGAUGAGGCAUACCUCCCCGGGGAGAUUUAGAAACGCCUUGGGAUAGAGAGAGAAUGGGGCUAGGAAGCAGGAGCUAGAACUAGCGGAAUGUCCUACUACGGAAGCCGGAGCUGAAAAUUGGAGGGAAACUAUGAACACCAAAUAAAAACUGCCAUUGGAUGUCCAGAAUCCCCUGUAGUUGAUAAUGUUGGGAAUAAGCUCUGCAACUUUCUUUGGCAUUCAGUUGUUAAAAACAAAUAGGAUGCAAAUUCCUCAACUCCAGGUUAUGAAAACAGUACUUGGAAAACUGAAAACUACCUAAAUGAUCGUCUUUGGUUGGGCCGUGUUCUUAGCGAGCAGAAGCCUUGGCCAGGGUCUGUUGUUGACUCUCGAAGAGCACAUAGCCCACUUCCUAGGGACUGGAGGUGCCGCUACUACCAUGGGUAAUUCCUGUAUCUGCCGAGAUGACAGUGGAACAGAUGACAGUGUUGACACCCAACAGCAACAGGCCGAGAACAGUGCAGUACCCACUGCUGACACAAGGAGCCAACCACGGGACCCUGUUCGGCCACCAAGGAGGGGCCGAGGACCUCAUGAGCCAAGGAGAAAGAAACAAAAUGUGGAUGGGCUAGUGUUGGACACACUGGCAGUAAUACGGACUCUUGUAGAUAAAAGAAAACUUCAAAAUGAAGAUGCGUAUAUAGGCCCUUGCUUCCAUAAGUCCUCAACCGGGAUUGUCGUCUCUCUUCCUGGCAUUUCUCUGAGUGAUCAGGAACCUCCCUAUUCAAUGAUAACAUUACACGAAAUGGCAGAAACAGAUGAAGGAUGGUUGGAUGUUGUCCAGUCUUUAAUUAGAGUUAUUCCACUGGAAGAUCCACUGGGACCAGCUGUUAUAACAUUGUUACUAGAUGAAUGUCCAUUGCCCACUAAAGAUGCACUCCAGAAAUUGACUGAAAUUCUCAAUUUAAAUGGAGAAGUAGCUUGCCAGGACUCAAGCCAUCCUGCCAAACACAGGAACACAUCUGCAGUCCUAGGCUGCUUGGCCGAGAAACUAGCAGGUCCUGCAAGUAUAGGUUUACUUAGCCCAGGAAUACUGGAAUACUUGCUACAGUGUCUGAAGUUACAGUCCCACCCCACAGUCAUGCUUUUUGCACUUAUCGCACUGGAAAAGUUUGCACAGACAAGUGAAAAUAAAUUGACUAUUUCUGAAUCCAGUAUUAGUGACCGGCUUGUCACAUUGGAGUCCUGGGCUAAUGAUCCUGAUUAUCUGAAACGUCAAGUUGGUUUCUGUGCCCAGUGGAGCUUAGACAAUCUCUUUUUAAAAGAAGGUAGACAGCUGACCUAUGAGAAAGUGAACUUGAGUAGCAUUAGGGCCAUGCUGAAUAGCAAUGAUGUCAGCGAGUACCUGAAGAUCUCACCUCAUGGCUUAGAGGCUCGCUGUGAUGCCUCCUCUUUUGAAAGUGUGCGUUGCACCUUUUGUGUGGAUGCCGGGGUAUGGUACUAUGAAGUAACAGUGGUCACUUCUGGCGUCAUGCAGAUUGGCUGGGCCACUCGAGACAGCAAAUUCCUCAAUCAUGAAGGCUACGGCAUUGGGGAUGAUGAAUACUCCUGUGCGUAUGAUGGCUGCCGGCAGCUGAUUUGGUACAAUGCCAGAAGUAAGCCUCACAUACACCCAUGCUGGAAAGAAGGAGAUACAGUAGGAUUUCUGUUAGACUUGAAUGAAAAGCAAAUGAUCUUCUUUUUAAAUGGCAACCAGCUGCCUCCUGAAAAGCAAGUCUUUUCAUCUACUGUAUCUGGAUUUUUUGCUGCAGCUAGUUUCAUGUCAUAUCAACAAUGUGAGUUCAAUUUUGGAGCAAAACCAUUCAAAUACCCACCAUCUAUGAAAUUUAGCACUUUUAAUGACUACGCCUUCCUAACAGCUGAAGAAAAAAUCAUUUUGCCAAGGCACAGGCGUCUUGCUCUGUUGAAGCAAGUCAGUAUCCGAGAAAACUGCUGUUCCCUUUGUUGUGAUGAGGUAGCAGACACACAAUUGAAGCCAUGUGGACACAGUGACCUGUGCAUGGAUUGUGCCUUGCAGCUGGAGACCUGCCCAUUGUGUCGUAAAGAAAUAGUAUCUAGAAUCAGACAGAUUUCUCAUAUUUCAUGACACAUGUGAAGAGGCAUCGUGGACUUUUUUCUACUCAAUUCCAGCCAAUGUUGAAAAGAAAAAGAAAAAAAAAACUCUCUAAUCAGUUGUACACACAUUGAAACUUAUAGCCAUGGCCAGAUUUUAUGCUAAAAAUGGUAGUUUGUCAAAGACAAAAUUCUCUUAGAAUCUAAUCCAACUUGCCAGCCCUGAGAAAAUCCCUUUUAAGGCCAAGGAAAGCUGAAUGCUAGCAGCCAGGCCUGUGGUACUUCCAUGAGAAACCAUAGCAGACAAUGCCCUCCCAAGUACUGAAAUCACACUGGAAUCCCCCUUGUUGGGUUCAUUUGAUUGUUUAACACAGGAUGUGUUGUGUCAUUCUGAAGUUUUUAUUUGGGGCAGAAGUCUUUAUGGAGAUGUAAAUGACAGCGUUUCUGGGUUAUGCAUAACUUCUCACUGGUCAGAGACACCGGUGUGUCAAGCAUGGAUAUUGCAUUGCAAGACUUGAAUCUAUAAAAAUUAGAAUCACACAGUCAGUACUACAAGCAAAACAGAGAACCUGAAAGAAGGUGCACAGACUGUAAGAAAAAACCCAAGUUUGUGAUAUUUCAGUGAUUCCAAAGAACAUUCUAGGUUUUUUGUUUGUUUUUUUGUUUUUUGGGUUUUUUUUUUUUACUGCAGAAAAUUGGUGGUAUUUUCACAUUCAUAGUGUUUCUAUCCAAUUUCAGUACCCACAUUUAAUGAGGAAAAAAUGUUUUACCAAUGAAGGAGGAAUUCUUAAAUUAGCUGUAAUGUUAGGUUGGAGAAAAUUUGGUAUUUAGGGUAUUUUCAAGGUACCAUCAAAUCAGAUUUCUGUUUUUUUGUUAAAAAAAAUUUUUUUAAUCAGUAUUGUUUUUACAAGUAAUAUACUUUGAAACUCUUGAACUAAUAGUCUCAAAAACUCUAGAGGACAGUCUGAGAACACGUAUUUCUAUUGUUCUAAAUAAAUACAUGUUUUUGAAUAGUUCAAUCAUGAAUUAUUGACUAUGUCUUCAUCAAAAGUGUUAAUCCCUCUCAGGGUCUCUGGUGAAGACCUUCAAGAGUUUGGUUUUUUCUCCCAGGAAAUUGGAAGGUAGAAUUGUAAAUUCAUAGAACUUCUUUUAUAAUGGUGUACCUCAGCAGCUGCCUUUCAAUUUAUGCCAAGUCCUUACAGAGUUUAUACUUGAAUAGUAAAUAUGUCUUCUGAGUUUUACAGUGUCUUAAACUCAAUGCACAUUUUUUUUUCUUCUUUUUCCACCCCUUCUUGUUUGUAGUUCAUUAUACCUGUCCUAUUACAGAACUGAUUUCCUUCCUGGCUGUACAUGUUGGGGUGCUGGAUUUUUUUCCGUGUCUUUAGUCUUCCAUAAAUCCACACACACACACACACACAAAAAAUAUAUAUAUAUAUAAAUAUAUAUGUAGGAUACAUGUUCUCUUCUUUAGCUUGUGGUGAAUACAGUAAUUUGCAUUGAAGAAUAAAACAUCUGUUGCCUUUUUUGA